Brassica rapa (field mustard) is the source of this 1447-nucleotide messenger RNA. RefSeq lists its product as uncharacterized. NCBI's taxonomy places the organism in Eukaryota, Viridiplantae, Streptophyta, Magnoliopsida, Brassicales, Brassicaceae. The record is from RefSeq and is a predicted model, not a curated record.
UUCUUUAUUUUCGUAAAUAUAAAUGAUAACGAAAUUUCGAUCCCUUGGCUUCUUCAAAUCUCCUCUCUACUUCUGCAAAACCCUAAACUACUCUUCGAUGGCGGAAGUAGAGAACAACGUUAACGCUGCACCGGUCUCAGACGACGAACUCUACGGAUUUAAACGGCAGGAGAUGUACACCGGCACACUCGCCGGCUCCGUUGCUCCGUACGGUCGCCACGUUUUCCUCUGCUACAAGAGUCACGAGACCUGGCUUCCUCGCGUCGAAGCCGAAGGUCUUCCGCAGCGUUUCGCUAAGUCUUUCAAGGAUCGUAGAGCUGAUUUCGCUGUUAAGACGAACUUGACGGUGUGUGGUGGAGGUGAAUCGGAUGGAGAUGUGUUGAUUUUCCCUGAGAUGAUCAGAUACAAGGCGAUUAAGGAGACUGAUGUGGAUGCUUUUGUGGAAGAUGUGCUUGUUAAUGGGAAACCGUGGACCUCUGGGGUUCAGGAAGAGUUAUCAGGUUCCUUUGUGUUUGUGUGUGCUCAUGGAAGCCGGGACAAGAGAUGUGGUGUUUGUGGACCAGCUCUUAUGGAGAAGUUUGACCAGGAGAUUGGCUCGCGUGGACUCUCUGGGAAAAUCUUCGUUAUGCCGUGUUCUCAUAUCGGUGGGCACAAGUAUGCUGGAAAUUUGAUUGUCUUCAGCCCUGAUUCAGCUGGAAAUGUUUCUGGUCACUGGUAUGGCUAUGUGACUCCUGAUGACGUGCCUGCAAUGCUUGAUCAGCAUAUUGCAAAAGGAGAAAUCAUACAAAACCUUUCCAGGGGGAAGAUGGGACUGAUACCCGAGGGUGAGGAAGCUGUAAAAGAGGAUAAGCAUAAAAUUCCAAACGGAAACGGCGUACAAGUGGAGAAUAAGGGAUUCACAGGAGGUUGUUGCCAAGGUGCAAACGGGGUUUCAUGUUGCCAGGAGCAAACUCCAGAACCAGUCAAGAAAGAAGGAUCCGUGAAGAAGAACUGGUUCAGAUCAAUUGAGAAAGAAGAGCUUCUGUUGGGAGCUGCCGCAGUCGGGGCUGUAGCAACCAUAGCCGUGGCUUACAGCAUUUACAGGAAAUCAGGUUAAGAAACCACACUGCUCGAUGACACUACAAGAAGAGGUUACAACAAGUAUGAGACUUUAUUUUUGGUAGCCAUAUUAUAGAAGUAAAGGAAAAGAAAAAUAUGGAGGUAAUAUGAUCUCUUGAAACCACUUAACCAUCAUUUGGUCUGCUGGGUUAUAUCGGUUUGGUAAUACAGGAAUGGCAUGUAUACACUGCCUUUGAAUAAAUAUAUAUGGCAUUUUCCUCCUGAUUUUAUGUGUUUUCGUUUUGGCUUUAAACGAAUCGGUUUAAUUGGCUGUAUAAAUCGAAUUAGACAUGGAUAUAUCAGUUUCUUCUAGUGUAUAUGCGAUUAUGGAUACAAACUAGCUGUUAUA